Serendipita indica DSM 11827 is the source of this 3318-nucleotide messenger RNA. The record is from the annotation of a GenBank genome assembly. NCBI's taxonomy places the organism in Eukaryota, Fungi, Basidiomycota, Agaricomycetes, Sebacinales, Serendipitaceae.
AUGGCCUCGACAGCCACUCACAGUCGCUGCUUCUGCGGUCAAUUCACAUCUGGCAAAGAUAGUCUUUACUGCUCCCCCGACUGCGCCCACCAAGACGCCCUCGACUCACUCACCCUUGGAGUAGCGCAUCCGUCCUCCUCCACUUUUGCACCACUCCCGACCCUUCCAAAGGGCUUUUUUUCAGACCUUCCGGGGAAACAUGCCAAACCGCUCUCUGCCUUCGACGACGAUGAUGCACUGUACGCUGUCGGCUUAGCCAGCCCUGAUAUUGGUCCCUUUAGUUCAUCAAAAAGACCAAUUCCGCAUCCUCGCACCCAAAAAGCAGCAAAAUCGAGCUCGGGAGACCCAGCCCGGAGCUCCCCCCGCCGACAAAGACGGUCGACUAGCUACAAGAUAAAGGGCGAGAGGCACGCUAGUACAAACGGUCCACCGUCCGUUCCGCGCUCCAUUACAACCUCUGUUGCCUCGUCGACGCGCGAUGAUCGCGGCUCGCGACUGGAAUGGAAGAGCCAUUACCAGCAAGUUCAGGCCAAACGGAGGUCAAAGGGACAUGCAACAUUGGCGUCGGACGAUAUUCCCGUUUUUCUUGUCCAGCUUCUCAAGGAUGUCGAGGAGAUGCGGGUCAGGGAAGAGGCUGCCGAAAAGGAAACCCGCAAGCAAAUUUGCGAUUCGACAAACGGUCUUGUCAAACCGCCGACUAUCAAUUACCGGCUGGGGAGCUUUGGUCCCGUUCCGGAGGGCUCUCUCCCUUCCGGUAUGCUCGACUCGUGCAUGCCAACUCCACGGGCCAUAGUCGAGGUACCUACUCAGGAUUCACCCAUCGAACAUCAAUAUCCACCAGGAGAGUUUACCUAUCCGGCUGUCCAACGCCACAUGGACCGCUGCAAUUCAGUGUCCUCGCAAACCUCUGGGUCUCUCAUGACUUCAGCUGCACCCGACUCGGAUGCGCGUUCGCGUAGUAGUUGGAUUAGCCGUACUACGGGCUCCUCUCAGGCCGAUGACUCCCCUGUCAAAGCCGCAUAUCCUGAUCAUCCUGCCAGAACAGGCGAAGUCUCGUUGCGCGAUGAAUCGUCGGUUCCAGCAAAGAGGUGCAAGUACGGCUCGGCGUUUGGCGUGCAUGGAGCGGAUGCGGAAGAGAGGGUGGCUCCAAUGACUAUCACAGUGGAGAGCAAACAAGACGUCCCGCCGACCGCAAAACUGGCUGACCCUGAGCCAUUGCAAAAUGUCUCCAUUCCUCUGCAAAAUGUCGCCGCUCAACAGCCAGCGCCACCUUUGUCAUCAACUCCCGCAUUCAAACUGUCUUCGACCAUGGAAGAAAGUCAGAUCUUCCAUCGGAGACUCGAAUCGAGAUCAAAGUCGCGGUUGAGAGACGAUUCACAGCCCGCGCCCGAGGAACAAACGGUGGUGGAACCCGUGUCGAGCACAAACGAGGUCGAGAAAGCUCAAGAAGCUCCUGAACCUCCCCGACCAAGUGUACAAGAGGAUGCGAGACCAUCGUAUCUUGCCCCUCCAGCAAAGAGAGAACGUGCCACCUCUGGAGUGCAAGUGAGCGCUGCGCAAUCAGCCUCUCGACAAACUUCGUCGUUUGUCACUCCGCCACGGAAAAAGAGCGCACCAGCUUCCUUGUUGCGGACACAGUGGCCUCAGUUUGGUCUGUCUAUGAUGCCGCCGCCUCGACCGUCGAUGGAAUCGACCAGUUCGGCCACCUCGGGAGAGUCUCUGCAGGACGUGUCCAGUUCAUCUCCUGCGGACUAUCCGACUCGCCAUUUGCCUGGCACCGUUGUGCGCAAGACCACCAUGGCCUCAAAGGCACGCCUCCCAAUCGGCGGUACCGUUGCCACCACAGCAUCACGGCCGGCAGUGACGAUGCUCUCAGCUAGCAACGUUGCCUCGCUCCUCGCUAGACCAGUAUCUCCGUUACACAAUGCGGCACCCGCUAGACCAAAGACGCCCUCUCAGAAAGCAAAAUUGUCUCAAGGUGUCGAAAAACACGUAGAUGCAGCUGCGGUGGAAGAAGGCGGUUCGAUCGUUGACCAAUGGCGCUGCCCCUUGAUCCGCGCACCGGUCCCUACUCGUUCGUUUGGGCCCCAGAACCCCAGUGUUACUGCCUCGGCCGCGUUUAGCUUGUCCUUGCAAGCAAACGCAUUUUCAUCCCUUGGUUCAGCACUUGGAUCUAGCAAUACCUAUCGUCCUCCAGCGUACGCUAUGAGCCCCCCAAAGAUUCAUCAAUCUUUACGUACGCUUCAUACGAGCGCGAGCACGUCGUCGCUUCGCUCGAGUCGCGCCAAGGCCCCCGAGGAAAUGGCCAAUCGACACAAGCGCGUCCCGAGUAGUGGAGACGAGACGAUGGAUGAACAGCGCUCCGAAGCGGGUAGCUUCAAGGCCCCAGAGUAUCGUAAACCGGUAGUACCGUCAGCGGAUGGGGAAGUGGUGAACGUGGUUCCAUCUUCGGAGCCGCUGGUCGCAUCAUCGAUGGAAGGGUCAGAAAGAAAGGGCGUUAUGACCGUGCGCCAGAGUGCUCUGGCUACCAGUACGAGGACAGGCGCUUCUUCCCAACUACACAGCGCUCUAAAGUCGCGUACUCCAUACAUGGGAUCGGGCUCGGACGUCCAGUCUUCAGCUGGUUCAGAUUGCUUGUCCCAGGCCGACUCAGAGUCGGUGUAUUCGGAAUCAUCAUCUCGAGUUCAAGGUUCUACUCGGGAACUUGCUCUUUCCGCCAAGACACGCGAACGGCUCGAAGCUGCUCGACAGCGCGUCGCCGAGAUUCGUCAGGCGAGAGAGAAUGGCACGUCUCCUUCACGAGAGAGUGCGCUCGGCCGUCGUGCACCCUCAAGACCUAGUCCGCUGAACAGCCCGCUCUCUGCCAAAGCAAGUCUUCCCAACACCCCGUCGUCGUCGAUUGAGCCUGCGACCCCCCGUGUGGCCUCACCUUCCAUGAGCAGCGAUCGCAGCCUCAGUCCGUGUACUUCCGAGGCACCGUCCACUCCUCGCGAUGGAGAGCGUAUGUUACACAUUACCUCUCCGAGUGCCAACCUCGUGUCGCUCGUCCACACUAUGGGUCACGUCCCGAGCAUCUUGAUCUCCCCUAGCAACGGUGAUACCACGGAUGCCGAAAAGGUGCCCCUAUUGACCCGCACGACACGGCUGGGUAGCGAUGCCUCGAACGCGAGUACCACCGACGUUUCCUCGUGUGGAACCGAUCACUCUUUCACAGAGGGACACUCGGUCAUGUGCACUGCGGAGAAGGUGAUGCUUAGCACGUCUACUCCGUCGACGGCUGUACGAACAACAUUUGCUUGGGACACUAUGCCCCAAUAA